AUGGCGUCCUCGACUGCUUCCUCCCCGCAAGUCGAAGCGGCCAAGACUGCAGAACUGGCGGGUUCCAGCAACAGUUCUCUUUCGCCUGCUUCCUCUCUUCCCUCUUCCGUUUCGCAAGCAUACAAUGACUCGUUCUUCAGCCGUCUGUCCAGCAAUCUCUCUUCCUACGCCUUAGCAUGCAAGAAUGUUUCGAGCGUCUCAGACUGGAUGCAACUCAACAACAAGUACCUCGGAUCGAGUAUUCUCUACACCGACGAAAUCAGUGCCGGGCUCAUUUUUGGCUAUUGCGCAGGUUAUGCCGUGAACAGGGCUCUUCGCUUCGGCGCUUUGCUCUGUGGAAUUGGAUUCAUCUCUGUACAGACGCUCAGUCACUACGGCUACAUCAGGGUGAACUGGAAACAGGUUGAAGAGGACAUUAUGAAGCCGUUGGAUGUGAACGGAGAUGGGAAGUUUGACCACGAAGACAUUGCAGUCAUCAAAAACUCGUUUAUGCGAAUGAUGGCACAGGGUCUGCCGUCGACAGCGGGCCUAUCUUUUGGCCUGCUGUAUGGCCUGCGCGCUUCCAAGUAG
Molecule: messenger RNA, 570 nt
Organism: Neospora caninum
Lineage: Eukaryota; Apicomplexa; Conoidasida; Eucoccidiorida; Sarcocystidae
Product: putative FUN14 family domain-containing protein
Exons: 2
Coding region: 1-570 (189 amino acids)
Biological process (GO): autophagy of mitochondrion
Cellular component (GO): mitochondrial outer membrane
Source: RefSeq, a predicted model, not a curated record